AUGACAGAUCGCCGCACUUCGGUGAGCGCUCAAAUAUCACGGACUGCCCGACGAUUAUCAGCAGCGAUUGCCCCCCAUUUGGCUCGUUUGGAAAACAUUGGAUCACUCGAUCAUGUAGAAGGAAUUCAAGUGAGACUUGUCAAUAUUCAACAGGUAGAAGAAGCAAUGGAAAAAUACAUUUUACGCAACGCUGUCCAUUUUUCGCCAAUUGACUUUGAUGUGACCGAUUUGAAUGGACACAAAAUUUUACGUGCCAUUCUAUCACCUGAAGAAAUUGUGAUUUUCGAGGGAUCGAGACGGAUAUUGUCUGUACAUUCGGAUGAAAAUGAACAAUCAUAUUCGGCGAAAGUGAAACAUCCAAUAUCGGGAAUGAAAGUCUAUGAAUUCUCGGAUCUGGGAUCUCGGGUUGAAGUUCACUCAAAUGGAGAUCUUCUUGAUAAAUGCAGUUUAUCAUCAGAACAAACUCCUUGUAGUUCACUUUUACUUGGAGCUGGAUGUAUUUUCACGAAGGAGGAAUGGUCGAUUCGACGAGAGGAAGAACCGGUGGCCACGGUGACUCCCGUUCGAUCGUUUUUCCAGCAAAACUCUUUCAGGGCGACUUGGCAUCCAUCGACGGAGAAUGAGAUCCGUCUCUUGGCCGUCAUUUGGACUUUACUAGUGACAAUUCGAGAUCAUGAUGUGGAAUUUGCUUCGAGGCGAAACCAGCACACGAAAUGCAGGAAAUGCCCUGUAAACAUUCUUUUUGCACACAAUGCCGUGCCACCUGUCAGAAUUCGCUGUGUUCUCAAC
Messenger RNA from Mesorhabditis belari, 789 nucleotides. The record is from the annotation of a GenBank genome assembly. NCBI's taxonomy places the organism in Eukaryota, Metazoa, Nematoda, Chromadorea, Rhabditida, Rhabditidae.